This is a messenger RNA of Gracilinanus agilis (Agile Gracile Mouse Opossum), 2064 nucleotides long. It is a transcript of the gene ALG8, whose product is annotated as ALG8 alpha-1,3-glucosyltransferase. Bases 1 to 1590 code for a protein of 529 amino acids. The transcript is spliced from 13 exons. Gene Ontology annotation, cellular component: endoplasmic reticulum membrane. Gene Ontology annotation, biological process: protein N-linked glycosylation. Gene Ontology annotation, molecular function: dolichyl pyrophosphate Glc1Man9GlcNAc2 alpha-1,3-glucosyltransferase activity. The record is from RefSeq and is a predicted model, not a curated record. NCBI's taxonomy places the organism in Eukaryota, Metazoa, Chordata, Mammalia, Didelphimorphia, Didelphidae.
AUGGCGGCGUCUGGGGCCGCAGUCAGAGAUGGUCGUGACAGCUGGCUGGGAUUCUUGUCGGUGGCGCUCGGAGUGUCUCUGCUCAAAUGCCUCCUCAUACCCACCUAUUAUUCUACAGAUUUUGAAGUACAUAGGAACUGGCUUGCCAUCACUCACAGUUUACCAUUAUCACAGUGGUACUAUGAGGCAACUUCAGAGUGGACUUUAGAUUACCCUCCAUUUUUUGCAUGGUUUGAAUAUGUACUGUCACACAUUGCCAAGAUUUUUGAUCCAGAGAUGCUGAAUGUAGAGAAUUUGAAUUAUGCCAGUCCUAGAACUGUACUUUUCCAGAGAUUUUCCGUCAUCUUUACAGAUGUUCUCUUUAUCUAUGCAGUCUACGAGUGCUGCAAAUGUGUAGAGGGGAGAAAAAUUGGUAAAGAACUUAAAGAGAAACCAACAUUUAUUCUUUCAAUUUUACUUCUGUGGAAUUUUGGAUUGCUAAUUGUGGACCAUAUUCAUUUUCAGUACAAUGGUUUUUUAUUUGGAUUAAUGCUACUUUCAAUUGCUCGAUUAUUUCAGAAAAAGCAUUUGGAAGGAGCAUUUCUCUUUGCCAUUCUCCUGCAUUUUAAACACAUCUACCUUUAUGUGGCUCCAGCUUAUGGCAUCUAUUUGCUGAGAUCUUACUGUUUCACUUCAAAUAAUCCAGAUGGUUCUGUCAGAUGGAGCAGUUUCAGCUUUUUCCGACUAAUUACCCUGGGUUUCAUUGUUUGCAUUGUUUCUGCUCUUUCUUUGGGUCCUUUUAUAGCCAUGAACCAAUUGCCUCAAGUCAUUUCAAGGCUUUUCCCUUUCAAGAGGGGUCUCUGCCAUGCCUACUGGGCUCCAAACUUCUGGGCUUUGUACAAUGCUUUGGAUAAGAUGCUCUCCAUUAUUGGCUUGAAAUUCAAUCUUCUUGAUCCCAAGAAGAUUCCCAAGGCCUCAAUGACAAGUGGUUUGGUUCAACAGUUCCAACACACUGUCCUGCCCUCUGUAACUCCAUUAGCAACCCUCAUUUGCACUGUGAUUGCCAUGUUGCCAUCUGUUUUCUGUCUUUGGUUUAAACCCCAAGGACCCAGAGGCUUUCUUCGGUGUCUAAUUGUUUGUGCAUUAAGCUCCUUCAUGUUUGGAUGGCAUGUUCAUGAAAAAGCAAUACUCCUAGCAAUUCUCCCAAUGAGCCUUUUGUCUGUGGGAAAGCCACAAGAUGCUGGGAUUUAUCUGCUUCUGACCACAACCGGCCAUUAUUCCCUCUUCCCCUUGCUCUUCACGGCCCCAGAAUUCCCUAUUAAAGUGUUACUCAUGCUACUAUUCACUGUUUAUAGUUUUUCAUCACUGAAGACUUUGUUCAGAAAAGAAAAACUUCUUAAUAGGAUGGAAACCAUCUACCUCAUUGGCUUGGGGCCUUUGGAAAUCUGCUGUGAACUUGUAUUUCCUUUCACCCCUUGGAAGCUAAAGUACCCCUUCUUUCCUUUGUUCCUGACUUCGGUAUAUUGUGCAGUAGGCAUCACAUAUGCUUGGUUCAGACUGUCUGUUUCAAUGUUGCUUGGCCCUGCUGUCGGCAAGGCAAAGCUACGAUGAAUAAAGGGACUGCUUGGAUGACUUCCAGGCAAUUACCUCAUGGAAAAUUAACCAGCAUUUGAAAAAGGUUGCUGGUGGCAGAAGCCAUUCAUUUCAGUGGGUCCUGUUUUGAACAUGUCUGCACUAUUCUUCCAGACUACCCGCUGAUGUUUUUCAUUUAGAGAGGCUCUAUUUUUCUUUCUUUCUUUUUUUUAAAUUAGAAAGUACUGGUGUUGCCCACCACAGCAACCUGAUUGUCACCAUGGUGAGAAGUCACUUGCCCUUCAAAAGCUAUGAAACAGAAACCCUGCCUCCUUAAAAUUGUCUGUCGGAGAGAGUAGAUUGCUGUGCUGCAUAUAAAUCUUGCUCAAGAUAAAUAAUAGGUUCAAAUCCAAACAGCAUAGUUAUUUAUAGCCUGCCAAAUAAUUGCUGGCAAGAUAGAAAACAUAAUUACAACCACACUGGGGGCAGAUGUAAAUAAAAUACCACUUUAUA